This is a messenger RNA of Patella vulgata (common limpet), 3722 nucleotides long. RefSeq names its product ribulose-phosphate 3-epimerase. The transcript is spliced from 5 exons. Gene Ontology annotation, cellular component: cytosol. Lineage: Eukaryota; Metazoa; Mollusca; Gastropoda; Patellidae. Gene Ontology annotation, molecular function: metal ion binding; D-ribulose-phosphate 3-epimerase activity. The coding region runs from base 1 to 687 and encodes 228 amino acids. Gene Ontology annotation, biological process: pentose-phosphate shunt, non-oxidative branch; carbohydrate metabolic process; pentose-phosphate shunt. The record is from RefSeq and is a predicted model, not a curated record.
AUGGCGACCUCCAAUGGCAGUGCUUGCAGAAUCGGUCCUUCAAUUUUAAAUGCGGACUUAUCUUCACUUGCCAGUGAAUGUCAGCGGUUUAUGGAAUGUGGGUCCGAUUAUUUACAUCUUGAUGUAAUGGAUGGCCAGUUCGUUCCGAACCUUACAUUCGGCCAUCCUGUUGUAAAAUGCCUGCGGCCGAAGCUGCCUGGAGUUUUCUUUGAAAUGCACAUGAUGGUUCAAGAUCCAGAAAAGUGGGUUGAACCAGUAGCUGAUGCUGGUGGUGAUAUGUAUUCGUUUCAUUUCGAAGCUACAAAAGAUCCUGAAUUGUGUAUUAGAAAAAUAAAAGAAGCUGGCAUGAAGGUUGGUUUAGGUAUAAAUCCACCUACACCAGUAGAAGUUGUUCUACCAUAUGUUGAUCAAGUUGAUCUUAUUCUAGUCAUGACAGUUAAUCCGGGAUUUGGAGGACAGUCAUUUAUAGCCGAAUGUCUACCAAAGGUUAAGUUUUUAAGAGAGAAAUAUAAAAAUCUUGAUAUUGAGGUUGAUGGUGGAGUUGGGCCCUCAACUAUACAACAGUGUGCUGAUGUUGGAGCAAAUGUAAUUGUAUCUGGUAGUGCUAUUGUGAAGAACGAGAAUCCACGUGAAGUUAUUAGAUAUAUGAGAAAAGUUAUAGAUGAUGCUUUACAGCAGAAAAGAUAACUCGAACAAUACCAUAGUUCAGCUUCAAAAUUAUCUUCCAAGAGCCAUUUUGAUAUGGAUGAAAGUUUUUAAAAAUUUUGACAGCUAUGACAUAAUCUUUAUUGCUCUCAUUUUAUUAUUUAAAUGGCAAAAGAUCUUUGAUGAUAUAUACUCUUCAGAAAAAGUAGGGGAUAUUCAGAAACAAUGCGGAAAUGCACUGCUGUUUUUAUUAGAGGUAACCAGUGUAUGUUAUUAACAGGCCAAUUGCCUACACAUAAACAUAAACAGUUCAUAUGGGCGGCUUAUCUGACGGCCCCAUUUCACUCGCAAAGAACGACAUACACCGUCAAAAGUGAAAAUGGACGUUUUUGAUUUUUGUCUUAAUAAUGAGUAAUAGAUCCACCAAUCCUCAGACAUUCAGUAAUUCGUCGUGGCAUGCUCCUAAUCAACCGUCCAAUCACGAUUUGGGGCAAUCUGACCCACUCCCCUUGCAGUGUCACAGGCAAUUCUUGCAGUGUUGUCGGUUGACGUUGACAAACACGUCUCACGAUGAAAAUAAACGUAACACACUAAAACAAAGAUACGCUAAACAGUAAAUCUUAUGCAAGAACCGAUAGGAAUGCUAACAUGGAUAGAUAAACCAGCACACGGCAGUUUUUAUCAACCCUUCCUUGAAGUGUCAAAUUUGACAAUGAACCCCUCCCACGUGUACGGCGCUAUUGCGUGUCGCAUGUGCAGCUCAGUGGUUCUGUUGGGGCGAUAAGUUCUUCAUCUGUGAACAUACUCUCAAAGCAUGUCAAGUAUCCAUGACUAUUUAUCAUAUCACAACCUGCAUAGGUAUUUGCAUUUCAAUAUCCCCUACUUUUUUUUUUGAAGAGUAUAUAUCAACGUUGAUGGUCGUUCUUGACUGUUCAGGAAACUACAAUCCUCCUUUUACACUAUUAUAUUUUAUCCUAUUGAGAAGUAUGAAUUGAGAUGCACAUUGUAUUACAGUUAGAUUAGCAUGAUUUUCUGAAAAACAUUUUGGUCUUAGCAUUUGUAAUUUACCAUCAUUUAUUCUGGUUGAGACUGAGCUGUCUGUAUAUAUUUCUAUGAAAUAUUUUAUGUCAAAUGAUCUCAAUAGUUCUAUUACAUUUAAUAUAUAUACUAUACUAAUAUACUUUAAUUAAAGUAGCUAAGUCUCUAACUCAAUAUCAUCCAAAAUCUUCGAUAUUGAAAACACGAUUUAUUUGUCGGUUUAAAUCAACAUUGAUGUUGUGAUCUUACCGGGAAAAAAUGGCCUUCUGAUAUCCAAUAAUUAAGACAAAAUAAACAUUUUACAAUUGGUACACGAAUCGUGUACCAUAAUGUGUUUCAGCACUAUUUGUAAGAAGGUACUAGAAAAACGAGGCUAGGCAUAUUCCACAAGUCAUGUCAAACGGUGACGUUAUAUUCUUAUCUGGAGAGCAUGCCCAAUAAAUACUAUCGAUGUAGACUGGAAUAACCAGACGCUAGAGAUUGAAAUUCGAUUGAGAAUACAGGUGUAUUUCGCCGAAACUAACUGAUUAGAAAUUACAGAAACGAUUGAAUGUAAAUCAAUUUAUAUGCUUUCAUAUUACAUUAUUGUAUGCGUUGCGACCCAUUUGUGUCAAUUUCUAGGUCCCAAAUAUUAGCGACUUAGCUCCUUUAAUCUUUGAUUAUAUAAAAAUAUUCAUUAGCUUAUCAUCAUAUAAAUGGGGUCUUUAUUUUAUUAUUUUAAUUAAAUACGACUGGCUACAUGACCUAAUGAGACACAUUGGUAAAAUUUUAAAACACAGCUACUGGUACAUGUAUUUAUAAAUUUAACUUCUGUAUCCAAAGACAUGUGCAUUAUCUUACACAAUGCCAGAGAUAUCUAAAAUGAUAUUCAUUUUUAGAAAAAAAAAGCAAUUGUAAAUUACUGAAAUAAAGAUAUCAAGACAAUGGCCAACAAAAAAGCAAGUGUUCACCAAAUAGAUUUGGUUUUGUUGCAUAUCUAAAAUAAGGGUGAUACAUGUACAGAAUGUGUCUUUUAUUUAGCCAGAGCUGGUCACAUAUGUGUAUUUUAGUGUGAACUGUUAAUACUGGCAAUCUGAUAAUGUUUAUUUAAAAAUAUAAAUUAAAGCCAGAUAUUCUCUUCUGUAUGCCAUUGAUUUCAUAUUAUUUCUAUUUAACAUUACCUUACAUAGUUUUGGAGUAAGUACAUAACUUUUGAUUGUAUUUUUGAUUUAAAGAACUCAACUAGUCUCUGGGUGCAAAUCUGUUUGGGAUUGGGUUGAGAGAUCUUUCUUUGUUUUAUGAUAUUAGUUUCUUUUUUGACCUGUCUUAAAUUUUUUAAAUGUCUUUAGUAGAACAUAAGUGAUGUAUAUUUAUCUGAAGAAGGGUAAUCAUAAUGAUAUAGUCUCAAUUUCCCUCCUACAGCUUGCAAAUAAUGUAGAGGUUAUAAAGGGUACAUUUAAUUACAUGUGCAAGGCUGGAAAUAAGGCACCUGUCACAGACUUUGUCAGGCACAGAUUCAGGCUUUGUCAGGCACUAAACCUCUGGCGCCUGUUAUUUUGUCCGGCACUGAUUUGUCUUUGUUAUUGAUAUUAUUAAUAUAAUAUGUCCGGCACUAAGAUGAAAAUGUCAGCUACAAUUUCAUUAGUGCCCGACAUUUUGUUGGGUACAUCUAAAACCGUUAUUUCCAGGCCAGUACAUGUAUAAAUCUAAACACAAUUUAUUGAUAUAUUUUUUUAAUGCAAAGAUAUUUAAUGCUUAUUUUAUUAUUUUGAUACUAAGUAUUAUUAAUUUAAGUUAAAAGAGAAGAGUCAUACAAAUUACAAAGGAACACCAAACAUGUAUCUGAAAAUAAAAUCCUUUUAUUAUUCUAUGUUUUAAUUUAAUGCUGUCAUCUGCAAUGUAAAAGGGUAACUUUUUAACACUUCACUAUUGCAAGAUCAAUUACAUGAAGUAUAUCAUCCAAAUAUAAUAUAGUCUAACUCAUGGAUAUUCCCGAUUAAUGUUGUCUGUAUGUAUCUCACCAUGAACAUCUUACCGUUGGCUUCACUUUUGUCCUCUAA